AUGGGUAAUCAUCACCCUGAAGACAGUGAAGGCAGAAGCAGAAAGAAAAAAAACCCCAAGCAGCUCAGAAGUGACGAGCACAGCGAGGACAGAGUCCUAGCUAACAUUAUUCAUAGUGCCACAGGAUACCACUCCAAGACCAUACGUUUUCUCAAUGUGGCCUUUGACAAUUCUGGUGACUCAUUACUUGCUGGAGACCAUCAAGGGAAUAUCUAUGUUUUUGACUUGAGUGGAAACAGGUUUGAUCUAGUUCAGAGAACGAUGCAGGCUUGCACUGCUUUGGCAUUCAAUCUGCGCAGGAAGACAGAGUUCCUUGUGGCCUUGGCGGAUUAUUCCAUUAAAUGCUUUGAUACAGAUACAAAGGAGUUAGUAAGUUGGAUGAGGGGACAUGAUUCUUCAAUAUCCUCCAUCUCUGUCCAUGGUUCAGGCAGAUAUGCCAUCACUACAUCCACUGAUACAGCGCAACUCUGGGACCUAGACACCUUUCAAAGAAAGAGGAAGUUAAAUGUGCGCCAGUCCGUGGGUAUACAGAAGGUUUUCUUCCUUCCACUAAGUAACACCAUCCUUAGCUGUUUCAAAGAUAAUUCUGUUUUUGCCUGGGAAUUUGAUACUCUCCAUUGUAAAUACCAGCUGCCUACUUCAAUAGAAGGCUCUACGUUGCAUUAUAAAAUCUUCGCAGUUACAAGGGAUGGCCGAAUGCUUGUAGCUGGAGGAAAAUCAAAUCAUCUUCACUUGUGGUGUUUAGAGUCAAAGCAGCUGUUAAGAAUAAUCCAGAUGCCUACAAAAGUACGAGCUGUUCGCCAUCUGGAAUUCCUGCCUGAUAGUUUUGAUGGGGGUUCUAAUCAGGUUCUUGGAGUUUUAAGUCAAGAUAAUAUUAUGAGGUUUAUCAACGUACAGACAUGCAAACUUCUGUUUGACAUUGGAAGUCAUGAAGAGGGGAUCAGCACAGCAACAAUUAGCCCAAAUGGAAGAUAUAUUGCAUCAGUAAUGGAAAAUGGUAGUCUCAACAUAUACAGCAUCCAGGUUUUGACCCAGGAAGUUAAUAAGCCUCCACCACCCCUGUUUAGAGUGGUUGAAGAUUUGUCCAAAAACAAAGCAGGGACAAGUAAGCUUACAGUGAAAGUAUCAUCAGGAAGAUCAGAGAGGCCUUGGAAAUCAAAAGGAAACAAAAUUCAAACUAAAGUGCUAAAACCUCAACUGAACAUGUCACUUGAAAAUAAAGAGAAUGAAUUGCCGUGUGGAUUAAACAAGAAACGUCUACAAACCUUAUUGAAAGGAUUUGGAGAGUAUCCAGCAAAAUACAGGAUGUUUGUUUGGCGUUCCUUACUACAACUUCCUGAAAACCACUUGGCAUUCAGCAGCCUGAUAGACAAAGGUAUCCACUCUGCCUUUGUGGAUCUUCAGAAAGAAUAUCCCAUCAAAAGUAGGAAACUGUUGCGAGUCUUACAAAGGACCUUAUCGGCUUUAGGUCACUGGUCUGCGAUUUUUGGUGAGACACCAUAUGUUCCUCUGCUAUCAUUCCCAUUUGUAAAAUUAUUCCAAAACAACCAGCUCAUCUGCUUUGAAGUUGUUGCUACUGUAAUAGUUAACUGGUGUCAACACUGGUUUGAGUAUUUUCCUAAUCCGCCAGUCAACGUUCUUAGUAUGGUGGAAAAUAUCUUGGCACAUCAUGAUAAGGAAUUGCUGCAGCAUUUAAUAAACUUCAGUGUGACAUCACAGUUAUAUGCCUGGCCUCUUCUAGAAACUUUGUUCUCUGAGGUUCUAACAAGAGAAGAAUGGCUGAAAGUGUUUGAUAAUAUCUUCUCCAAUGAUCCUUCAUACCUUCUAAUGAUGGUUGCUGCCUAUAUUAUAUGUUCCAGAGCUCCUUUGCUUCACUGCAGUCAAAAAGAGGACUUUGAGUAUUUCUUCCAUCAUCGAAACAACCUGGAUAUUAAUGUUGUGAUUAAAGAAGCCUAUCAUCUUAUGGAAGCUACCCCAGCAGAUAUUCAUCCACAGCGUAUGCUUGAUGACUUCAUACCACUCACAAAGGGGCAGUACCCCGUAUUUAAUAAAUAUCCCAAGUUUAUUGUGGAUUAUCAGACUCAGGAGCGGGAAAGGAUCAGACACGAUGAAAUUGAAUACUUACGAGAAAGACAAUUAGUUCAUGAGUUAGAAGCUAAAGCAGUGCAGCGACAAGUGGAAGAUGAAGCCUGGUAUCGGAAGCAAGGUCUGCUUCGUGAAGCUGAAGAACAAAGGAGAAAAAUUCUACUGGAAGAAGAGGAAAAGCUGUCAGAUCAAAAACAAAGAUUAGCUGCUGUGAAAAGAGAAUUGAAAGUAAAAGAGCUGCAGCUUCUGGAUGCUGCGAGAAGGCGUUUUCUGAAAUAUCAGCAAGAUCAGCGGCAAAUGGAGCUAAAACGUCUCGACGAUGAAAUUGCUAGAAAGGCAUCCGUGAGAGAGCGGGAAACAGCUGCUACAAUUCAAGAUGUAGAAGUGCGGCGGAUGGAGCUUGAAUCCCAGAGACGGCUUUUUGAACAGCAACUUGUCAAAGAUCAAGAGACAGUGAUGCAAGAGGUAAAAGGAGAGCUAGACACCAAUCGGAGAAAAGCUGAUCUUGAAGAUCACCUAGUCCAGAGAUUGAUAGAAAUUGAUCGGGAAGAAAAGCAAAAAGCACAGAUGCUGGCUGAAGAAAGCUUAGCAAAGGCAGAUCAGAAGUGCAUUGACACAGACUGGAGAAUCCAAUUGUCGCAGAAACAAAGAUGUGACGACCUACACCGUGAGGACCAUUAUAAAGAGAUUGCUAAACUCCUUCAUGAUAACAGAGUAAAGGAAACAGAGCUGUUGAAUGUCAUGAAGGAGGCAGAAGAUAAAAAGUGGGAAGAAAAUCUAAAGAGAGCGAGUCAGCUGGAGGCAGAGCAGGAAGCCACAGCCAUUACUGAUGCACGCAGGAAGCAGCUUUUAGAAGAUGAAAUGAAUGAUGCGUUAGACCUGGCUGAAAAGUUACAAAGUGAAGAUGGCUAUUUUGAGAGACUGCGUGAUUUAAGGACUGGGUCUGCACAGCAAGAUUUAGAAAUCCAACUGGUACCAGAGGCCCAGUCCAAGUCUGGAUACGUCUGUCUAAAUGACUUAUCUUCAGCAGAGUCCUCAACACACUUUUCUUUAGACAGAAGACGAGAAGACUUGGAAUGCAGAGAGCGGGAACUGAUGGCAGAAGUCAGACAGCUCAGGGAAAAGCUCGCCUCGCAAGCUCGGGCUAAAUAUCCUCUCCCUCAUUUCCCUGACACAAAAUGGACCGCCUGAGAAGGCAGGCGUUAUGGUUACAGCUCACCUGAUCAAUCACCGAGGUUCCAAAUACUUAGGUUGUGAUCAAAGACUCAUUUUGUAUAAUUUAUUAUGAAUGCCUUGGCACUUAUUUUUGUACAUAAUAAAACACUAACUAGAGAUGUUUUAUAUUUGCAUACUCCUAUCCUUGCAGUUCAUUCUGGGCUCUUUUUUUUAAAUAAACUCAUUUUUGUUG
Messenger RNA from Alligator sinensis (Chinese alligator), 3493 nucleotides. It is a transcript of the gene TBC1D31, whose product is annotated as TBC1 domain family member 31. Gene Ontology annotation, cellular component: centrosome. The transcript is spliced from 22 exons. The record is from RefSeq and is a predicted model, not a curated record. Gene Ontology annotation, molecular function: protein binding. NCBI's taxonomy places the organism in Eukaryota, Metazoa, Chordata, Crocodylia, Alligatoridae. The coding region runs from base 1 to 3276 and encodes 1091 amino acids.